ACUGCAGGUCCCGUUCCAGGUAUGAAGCAAUCAUGUCGCAGAUAAUUACUACAUUCGCAAAAUCAAAAAUUUCCGUUAUUUUCACUAAUUGUACAUUCUACGGAAUUAGUUGCAAAAUUGUGCAUAUUUCCAAUCAGAUAGCGCGAAAAUCUUCUGUUUUCAUUUAGUUCAAUGGCAGUUAUGUACCAUUUCUGCCGAAAAUUUCGAAAUGGGGCUCCUGUAUUGAAACUUUUUUUUCAAAAAUUUCGUAUUCAAAAAUCGGUUAAAAACAAAAAUUAUGCCAAGUAUGGCAAACAAAACGGUGAGUGCCGUUGACAAACUUAAGCGCAAAGCAAAGCGGACUGUGAACAUAGCUGAGCACAACAAUGGGGCAUCAUCGCAUUCUGCUGCGUAAGCAUAUCAUCGGCCUAACCUCCGUUCUUACCUUCGCAAUCAUUCGAAACCUCCUCAUAGUCCAUUUCCAGGGCGGCCAAAUUUUCUCGUGCUUCCUUGAACAUCGGCUCCUCCAUGCCCUCAUUCAGAUGGUCAAAUGUAAUCUAAAGAACGGUAAAUAUAUGGCCUGUUGUUUGUUGUACCGCGGUGAUGUAGUGCCCAAAGAUGUCAACACUGCGAUAGCCUCCAUUAAAUUCCGGCGAGAUAUCCGUUUUGUCGACUGGUGCCCCACUGAAUUCAAAGUUAGGUUUAAGUAACAACCAAUAUAACUGACGUGUUUACCUUUCAGUUGAUUUCCCACAGAUUGGCAUCAAUCAGAAAUGCCCAGCCAUGAUUCCGGACGGUGAUUUGGCGUCUAUACAUCGAGGGGUUUCGAUGCUUGCUUCAACUACGGCAAUUUCGAAAGCGUGGCAAAAAUUGAACUACAAGUUCGAUUUGAUGUACCGCAAGAAAGCAUUCGUACAAUGAGUUUUAGCAAUCGCGAAACCAUCUCGGUUCACGUUGGUCAGGCCGGAAUCCAGCUCGGAAAUUCGGCGUGGGAAUUAUACCUGCUGGAGCACAAGAUUGGAUUGGACGGAAAGUUGCAGGAAGUCGAACCGAACAACGAUGAUGGAAACAGCUUUUGUGGGACGUUCUUUCAGAUAACGUCCGCCAAUCGAUACGUUCCACGAGCGGUUCUGGUCGACACGGAACCGACGGUUGUGGAUCAGGUACGGAACGGGCCCUACCGGAAGUUGUUCCACCCGGACAACAUGAUCAAUGGAAAGGAACUUGAAAAUUUUUGCUAUUAAAAAAAAUGCGUCAGCUCCACUUGAAAAUUUGGAAGAGAAUGAAAAUCUGGGUCUUUCCAAUUAACAGGGCCUACUUUGUUGAUUUUUUAUACAUGGCGGGUUGCGUCUUUUCGGAACACGUGCUUCUGGGCGAGCACGUGUUUGUUGCGAAAUGGUUUGGCAUGAUGAAUGUAAUUCUAUGCACAAAAUGUGUUCGUGUUUGUUUUUA
This is a messenger RNA of Topomyia yanbarensis, 1431 nucleotides long. RefSeq lists its product as uncharacterized. Gene Ontology annotation, biological process: microtubule cytoskeleton organization; mitotic cell cycle. The record is from RefSeq and is a predicted model, not a curated record. Gene Ontology annotation, molecular function: GTP binding; structural constituent of cytoskeleton. Gene Ontology annotation, cellular component: cytoplasm; microtubule. Lineage: Eukaryota; Metazoa; Arthropoda; Insecta; Diptera; Culicidae. Bases 897 to 1223 code for a protein of 108 amino acids. The transcript has 2 exons.